Messenger RNA from Panicum virgatum (switchgrass), 1965 nucleotides. Its product is annotated as replication protein A 70 kDa DNA-binding subunit B-like. The transcript is spliced from 14 exons. Lineage: Eukaryota; Viridiplantae; Streptophyta; Magnoliopsida; Poales; Poaceae. Gene Ontology annotation, cellular component: nucleus. Bases 1 to 1758 code for a protein of 585 amino acids. The record is from RefSeq and is a predicted model, not a curated record. Gene Ontology annotation, molecular function: DNA binding. Gene Ontology annotation, biological process: DNA repair; DNA recombination; DNA replication.
AUGGGUUCCGCGCUCUGGCCUCCGCCUCUCGCUGAGGGCGCGGCCCGUGCUCUGCGUGUGGGCCUCUUUGGUGCCGCACCGCCUACGACCCGCCUGGUCCUCCGCAGGUUAUCUCCAGGUGCUCUGCUUCGGAUACGCGUUCUUAGUGGUUGCCUGCCGCUGCAGUUCGUCGGAAUGGCCUAUGUUCCAUUGAAAAAGGUCUGCCCAGACCAUUCUCGCUGGAAAGUCCAGAUCAGAGCUGUUCGCUUUACUGAGAAGUUCACAAAUGAUAAGCCGCCAAAAAUCUACAGGUUUGAAUUUGUCAUGCUGGAUGAGGAGAAUACUGCCAUGGAGGCUAUCAUCCCACCAAAAUGGAUCGACGAACAAAGGCCGAAGCUUAUAGAAGGGGCUGUGUACAAUAUACAAUAUUUUGAGAUUUGCAAUGCAAGAGCAAUCUAUCGGGCUGUUGACCAUCCGUACAUGGCUCGCUUCACGAAGCACACCAAGAUCAGUAAGCUUCAAACGGUUCCUCCGAACUUUCCAGCAUAUGCAUGCUGCAUCACGCCAUUUCACGUGCUCCGUGCUAGAGUGGGUAACAGAGAGCAUAUGUCAGAUGCUAUGGGCCUGUUUACUAAGUGCUCACGCAUGACAAAGCAAUCAACCAAGCAUGGAAUACAGUCAUUGAUCAAUGUCCACAUUACUGAUGGCAGGGACAAUGCUAUACUUGCUCUAUGGGGCUCGCAUGCAGAAAGGUUUGAUGCUCAAGCACUCAUGGAAAUGAGCAAAAAUGAUCCUGUGGUGCUCCUCUUUGUUGGCGUCACUUCCAACACUUUUGAUGGUCAACUGACGCUUCAAUGCUCAACAACAUGCACCUGGUAUGUCAACCCUAAUCUGCCGGAGGCGGCGCUGCUGCGGCAAAGUUUUGGAAGUGCUAUUGGGCAUCCGUAUUGGAUAGGUGAACGAUAUAAGAAUAGUCAGCAGGCUACCACUGUCGCUGAUUUGUCCACCAUUGAAAAUCCACAUGAAGCGGAGGGUAACAAAUACAAGGUCAUUGCAAGGAUCAAGGAACUGGUUCCAAAUCAGCAGUGGUGGUAUCUAGCAUGUACCAAAUGCAAGAGAAGCACAAGGGCCAAUGGAGAUAGUUACAAAUGCUAUGACACUACAUGCCCUGGAACAGGUGCCAUUCCAAGGUACAAAAUUCCUUUCCUUGCGGUUGAUCCAGAAACUGCUUCAGAACACGAACAGAAGGCAAUUGAGAUCAUCUGCUUCGGAGCGGUUGCCGAUGAAAUGGUUGGAUCAACAGCUGACAGCAUUGUGGCUGCUAGCUCAAAUGUUCAGGGAUUUAUUCCUGAACAGAUCAAAAGAAUGUAUGGUGCCAGAUAUGACUUCAGCCUGAGUGUGCCAAGAGGUGCUGUUCGCUUUGGAAGAACAAGCUUCAGAAUUGAUUCUUUUGCAAGAAUUACCGAACUCGAAGAACAAGUGCCUCCUCAAAUGGCACCGCGCAACUCUAAAGAAAACAUGACAACUGCUGUCUCUAUGCACACCAGCCAAUCUGAUCCAUCAAACAAGGGAGCCAACACACCUGUUAAGGAUGUCCUGGACAUUGCCGCAGUGCCGAUGACUAGCACACCACUCCUUGCCAAGGAAAAACGUGCCAUUAGCGAAACCAACGCAGAAGGGGAGCUUGAGGACAGCGACUGUGAAACUAUCAUGCCUUCAGACAAGAAGGCACGCACAGCUAGGAAGCUCUCCAUGACUGCCAGCGAAGAUGAUGAGUAGCCACCUUAGGUUACUAACAUAGAUCAGGGCUACAACAUCUGUUACUGACUAGGACAUCACAUGAAUUGUAUCUCACUAGAGUGGGCUGCGGGGCCAAACACAGCUGGUCACCAACUCAACCUCCCUCAUAUUUUGUUGUGAUGCUUCUUUUGUGCCAAAGCGUCUGUAACCUCCUAUGCCUGCCAUACAGUGUUUGUAUUGUGGACC